Aureobasidium pullulans EXF-150 is the source of this 1095-nucleotide messenger RNA. RefSeq names its product NAD(P)-binding protein. The transcript is spliced from 2 exons. Gene Ontology annotation, molecular function: 3-beta-hydroxy-Delta5-steroid dehydrogenase (NAD+) activity. Lineage: Eukaryota; Fungi; Ascomycota; Dothideomycetes; Dothideales; Saccotheciaceae. Gene Ontology annotation, biological process: steroid biosynthetic process. Bases 1 to 1095 code for a protein of 364 amino acids. The record is from RefSeq and is a predicted model, not a curated record.
AUGCCUCAUAUCCUCGUUACCGGUGCUUCCGGAUUUCUAGGCGGAGCAGUUCUCACAGCGAUACAAAAAGCACAUCCGGAUUGGACAUUGACGAAUCUGGAUCUAAGACCGCCUCCGGUUUCUCAACCUGGAGUCGCAUAUGUCCAAGCAGAUAUAACACAGCAAUCAGAAGUAGAUCUCGCUAUACGUAAAGCCAAUCCGGAUGCCAUUAUCAAUGUAGCCGGCUGGGUGCCAAACGGCAGUCUACGAUACAGCAAUUCGAAAGCACUGCGAGACAAGGUGUUUGCUAUCAACCAUCAGGGAACCUUGAACGUGUUAUCAGCGGCCCAGAAGACGAAAUGCAAGGCCUUUGUACAAACAUCCAGCUGCACGGUAGUAUCAGACGACCUGGACCGUGAAUACCCAAACAUGACCGAGGACAUACCAAUCGGACAUGCCACUCUAGCCUACGGAGCCAGCAAAGCACCCGCCGAACUAGCCGUCCUAGCCGCCAACACUCCCGCCUUCAAAACCUGUGCGUUACGUCCAGCAACCAUCAUCGGCCCUGGCGACACCUACGGCGUUAUCGCAACAAUACACGCCUGCAUCGCCAAAGGUGAGACACCAUGGAUAAUAGGCACAGGCGACAACAUGUACGAUUUCGCCUACAUAACAAACAUCGCCGACGCCCAUCUCCUCGCUCUCGAUAACCUGCUCUCGACGACCCCAAUCCCUGCAUCAGCAGCAGGAGAAGCAAUAUUCGUGUCAAACCAACAACCGGUCUAUUUCCGCGACUUCAUGUUGGCGAUAUGGAAAGAAUUCGAUCAUGUUCCGCCUUUCCAGCUCGUGGUGCCGACGCCCUUGGCUUGGGUUGCCGGGUUGGCUGCGGAGAUCAAGACGUGGGUUACUGGGGCAAAGGCGAGUACGUUGAGUAGAGGGAGUGUGAGGGAUGCGGUGGGAACGAGAUACGCGAGCAAUGAGAAAGCUAGACGGGUGUUGGGAUAUUAUCCACGAGUUGAUUUUGUGGAUGCGGUGAGGUUGGCUUGUGAUGACUACAAAUGCAUUCUGGCUGAAAGGGAGAAGAUGGUCAAUGACAAUGGCGUCAAAGCUGAUUGA